UGAAAUCCCUAGACUCUAGUUCAACACUCUGUCUCUCCACCGCGAUUCUCCACUCUCCACUCAGCUCCACCGGCGGCCGGCCUUAAUCUUCUCUGUCUGGCGUAUGCUACUCUGCCCCGUUUCCCUUCGGCUUUCCUAACCCGCAAAGGCCCAGACCAAACAUCAGAGUUGAAGAACAGAACGAUUUUAGGUUCCGAUUUCGACCGACGCCUCAUUGUUCUUUCAAUUUAAUGGCUCGGCGACUCAAACCCGUACCGGAUGCAAGUACGGAUUUAAUAAGUGAGCUUCCGGUAGAGGUAAUGAACAUAAUUUUGGGGCGUUUGUCCCCUCGAGACGCCGCCAGAACUGCUAUGCUCUCAACGCACUGGAAUGAUGUUUGGUUGCAGCAUGGGCGGCUUACGUUCAAUAGGGAAUUCUUCCAAAGUGUCGAACAGUGCUAUGAUGAUGAAGAUUUCAUGUGAUGAUCCUACGCCACAGCAGUCUGAUUUUGAUAAGACAAUUAAGCAACUGAUAGUCUGUGGUCCCUUUAUUGAUUUGCCUGUAAAUGCUUGUGGUAUAUUUUCCAAUGUCACUUCAUUAGCUUUCUACAAUGUUGAAUUUAACUGUAGUGGUAGUGGAAUUGCCUCUAGUAUUAGUAUUCCUAAACUUGAGAAGCUGGCUUUCGGACGUUGUCGAGGGAUCCAUAAGUUUGAGAUCAGUCCUCCAAAGCUUGAAAUGUUGUCCGUUAUUCAUUUUAUGGACGGGGUUGAGUCGAGAUGGUUGGCGCCACAUUUGAAAGCCAUUAAGACUCUUUGGUUGUGUGGCUUUUCGUUGUCGGGUAUGGAUGUAUCUGUGUUUCCAACUGCAAUAAAUUUGCAAGUGAUGAAGCUAUAUCAGUUAAGUUUUGGUUUUUGGAAGCACUGCGUCGUUGCAAUGCAAUUGCUUCAAAAAUGCCCCAACCUAUGUGAACUACGGAUUAUUGCAAUUAAGUCCCGUGGGAAGGAUGACAAAGAAGCUUCAAGGCUUUUGGAGGAUCCAGACAGUGGCUUUGUUAUUCAGGAGCUGAAGAUGCUUAAAACGAUCAAGAUUGAAUUAUUCAGUGAUUUCGCACUCGAAAUGCUUUUUAUGAAAAUGCUGCUCUCAAAAUCCCCUGCGCUAGAGAGAGUUGUUAUUGUGAAGUUUUGCGGUAUGAAUGCCUCCGAGGUGAGAAAAAUCCAAAGGGAGUUGGAGUGCUUCCCUCGUGCAUCUCCAAACGCACAAAUUGUCUGUGCGGGCGAUUACUAUGCAUCUAUGCAUGAUGACUAGUUGGAUACCCAUGGUUUUACCCUUUUCGAACCUUAGUAUGGUUAAUCUCCAUGGGUUCUAUUUGGGUGCAGCUUAGAAAUGUAAGCAAAGGUUGUGUUGGAA
Messenger RNA from Ipomoea nil (Japanese morning glory), 1386 nucleotides. Its product is annotated as F-box/FBD/LRR-repeat protein At1g13570-like. The record is from RefSeq and is a predicted model, not a curated record. Bases 370 to 1284 code for a protein of 304 amino acids. NCBI's taxonomy places the organism in Eukaryota, Viridiplantae, Streptophyta, Magnoliopsida, Solanales, Convolvulaceae. The transcript is spliced from 6 exons.